GCCACUUCAGCCCAAUCCAGAAGAGUCUAUGCACUAUUCAGAAAGUUCAGCAAGUACAUCUGUAACUCCUGAAAGAAGGAAACGGCUGCAUUACUUGGGAGAUUUUAAUGAUGAGGAUGUUACAUCUCCAAGUAAAGCAAAAAAAGUUCUUGAAAUAGCUCAGCAGCAAAAUAUCAGCAUGAAAAGAAAAAUUAAAUUGUUAGAUAAACAGAACAAAAGACUGAAGAAGCGUGUGGCCUCUUUAGACGAGCUGCUGACUGAGUUAAAAACUCAGAAUUUAAUAUCUGAUUCAGCGUCAACAAUUUUAGGGUUGUCUGGAGCUGCAGGGGACUUCAUAGAAAGACUUGAAUGUAGUAAUUCAAGAGCUGAAUAUUCAGAAGACCUCCGAACAUUUGCCAUGACUUUAAAUUUUUAUUCGGCAAAAGCAUAUAAUUAUGUCAGACAAAUGUUCAACGACAGUCUUCCCCAUCCUUCUACUUUAAGAAGGUGGGUGGUAUGGUAA
Messenger RNA from Stegodyphus dumicola, 502 nucleotides. Its product is annotated as THAP domain-containing protein 1-like. NCBI's taxonomy places the organism in Eukaryota, Metazoa, Arthropoda, Arachnida, Araneae, Eresidae. The record is from RefSeq and is a predicted model, not a curated record. Gene Ontology annotation, molecular function: sequence-specific DNA binding.